AUGUCGUCCGCAUCAGACCACGCCGUUCUCCGGACCCAAGCGGCGGUGAUCCGCGGGCCCAACAACGUUAAAGUGGAGGACAUCCUCCUCGACCCUCCCGCGGCCAACGAGCUGCUCGUCAAGAUUGAGCGUGUCGGUCUGUGUCGCUCCGACUGGCACGCGCUCGUGGGCGACACGAAAAUCGCAAUGCCCAGCAUUCUCGGCCACGAGGCGUCGGGCGUCGUCGAAUCCAUCGGGCCCGGCAUCCAGGACAUUGGCGUUGGCGACCACGUGUCCAUCUGCUGGCACCCGCACUGUGGAGAGUGCACGUACUGCUCCAACGGCGAGCACAGUCUGUGUCUCGAGGGCUCACGUAUCCCGCUCGGCCCGCAGAUGGACGGCACGUUCCGCCGCCAUACGCCGUCGGGGGAGGCGAUUGGCGCCUUUUGCAUGACUGGCGCGUUUGCAAAGCACACGGUCGUCCACCGCGCCAGCGUCAUCAAGGUCGACAGCAGCGUGCCGUUUGACAUUGCCGCGCUGUGUUCGUGCUGCGUGCCGGCCGGCUAUGGCGCUGCGACAUCACUCGCCCGCGAGCGCCGGCUAGGCGAGUCCGACGCGGUCCUUGUAAUCGGUACCGGCGGCGACGGUAUCAACAUUGUGCAAGGCUUGCGAGCUGCGGGCAUCGGCGCCAUCAUUGCCGCCGACGCGUCGCCGCUCAAACGCGAGCUUGCGCCGCGGUUCGGUGCCACGCACGUUAUCGACUGGACGGAGCCCGGCGCCGCCGACAAGGUCCGCCGCAUCACCAACGGCCUCGGCGUGCGCGCACUGUUCCUCGCCACACCCGCCGUUGUCCUCGACGACGCGACCCUCGCGCUCGUCGCCAGCGGCGGAGACGUGGUCGUCACCGCCCUCAGUAGGCAGCCCCAGCCCUCUGCUGCAUUCGCGUUCGCCCCACUCGUCCGCAGGCACAUUCGCAUGUCGUUUGUUGGGUACGGCGGCAGGUCGAUGCGCGAUACCGUCCCCGAGGCCAUUGAGGCGGCCAUGCGCGGCUCCAUCGACGUGGCCGGCCUCAUUACCAAGCGGUACAAGCUGGACGAUAUUCUGCAGGGAUACAAGGACCUGGACGACGGCAAGAUUCUGAGAGGCAUGGUGCACCCGUGGGACUAG
Messenger RNA from Apiotrichum porosum, 1146 nucleotides. It is a transcript of the gene FLD1, whose product is annotated as S-(hydroxymethyl)glutathione dehydrogenase. The record is from RefSeq and is a predicted model, not a curated record. NCBI's taxonomy places the organism in Eukaryota, Fungi, Basidiomycota, Tremellomycetes, Trichosporonales, Trichosporonaceae. Bases 1 to 1146 code for a protein of 381 amino acids. The transcript has a single exon. Gene Ontology annotation, molecular function: oxidoreductase activity; zinc ion binding.